CAAACACAACACAAUAAUAAUACAAUACGUUGUUUCAACGUCUUAUCGUUUUAUCGGAUUUAUAUAUACAGAUUGUUUUGUGAAAAUGAACAUCUUGCCUAAAAAAAGUUGGCAUGUGCUUUCGAAAGACAACAUAGAAAGGGUCAGACGUGACGAAGAAAAAGCAGCUGCCGAAGAAAAAGAGAAACAGAGACGAAUAGCACUUGCGGAACAAGAGGCAAGAACAGCACAUUUAAGAGAAAAAGCCAGAAAACGACAUGGGAGAGAUGAACCAACAAUGGUUGAUGGUGCAGAUAGUAGUAUUGUUGCAACAACAGAAGCGACUGAACUCAGGCAUCCAAAUUUCUUCAGUGAAAUUGAAGAAGGGAAAAAAACGGUAGGCGUCAAUAAAGAACAUGAAGAAGAGAAAAGAAAGGAAAAGGAGAAGUAUGAAAAAAGUAUUGGUUUGCUGACAUAUUUGGGACAAAGUUCCGCUGAAGCUAAAGAUGCAGAGCCAUGGUAUUUCAAGUCUCCUUCCAAGAGAAAGAAAUGUGAAGAAGGAGAAGAUGACAGUACUGUUGAUCGAAAAAGAAAAGACACACUAGAUCCACUGAAGGAUAUGGACAAGUAUCUGAGAAAAAAACACAAACAUAAACAUAAGCAUAAAAAAGAAAAGGAAUCUAAAGAAAGACACAAACAUGCAAAAGCUGACAAGAAGACACCCACAAUUGAGCAGUUGAGAGCUGAAAGACUACAAAGAGAGCGGGCAGAGCGAGCCAAAGCUAAUAAACUUUUAUCUGGUGAAUCGAGUCAUAGCAAAGAAACAGUAAAUACUGAUGACAGAACUCGCCGUUAUAAUUCACAGUAUAAUCCACAUUUAGUGAGGAAACUCAAAUACAAAGGCCACAUGUGGAAUAUGGAAUGAUUUUUAAAUGUUUUGUAAAUAAUAUACCCAUAUAUUAAAUAUAUGUUGUCGGAUAUCUA
This is a messenger RNA of Saccoglossus kowalevskii, 963 nucleotides long. Its product is annotated as leukocyte receptor cluster member 1 homolog. Lineage: Eukaryota; Metazoa; Hemichordata; Enteropneusta; Harrimaniidae. The record is from RefSeq and is a predicted model, not a curated record.